Messenger RNA from Anopheles cruzii, 912 nucleotides. RefSeq names its product fatty acid hydroxylase domain-containing protein 2-like. Lineage: Eukaryota; Metazoa; Arthropoda; Insecta; Diptera; Culicidae. Gene Ontology annotation, molecular function: iron ion binding; C-4 methylsterol oxidase activity. Gene Ontology annotation, biological process: sterol biosynthetic process. The transcript has 3 exons. The record is from RefSeq and is a predicted model, not a curated record. The coding region runs from base 1 to 912 and encodes 303 amino acids.
AUGGAUUAUGUUUGGUUAAAUUAUACGACAGUGCCUACGACAACAAAAUUGCACGCGGCCGCUACUGUAGAUCAUGAAACGAGUGUUAAACAAAAUAUUAUUGAACGAUCUUGGAACGCAUUGCUCGAUCUUAUCGGCGAUGAUCCAGACAUGCUGUACGUUUGGUACUUAUCCAUUUACACCUACGGACUGUACUGGACCUUGGGAGGACUUUUCUUAACGAUGGACCUCACGAACCGGCCCAAGUUCAUGCGCAAGUACAAAACGCAACCAGGGACCCACGAACCGUUAGAAUGGGAACGCUUCAAGCAGCUCGUCAAAACGGUCGUCUUCAACCAGAUCUUUCUAGGCUUCCCAGUUACGUACGCCGCGUAUCACGGUAGCAAAAUGUUCAUCACCAUGCCGGAUGUUCGCGUUGUGCCGUCGUUGGUUGAGUUUUUGCGCGAUAUGAUCAUCUGCAUUCUGGCGUGGGAAACAUCAGCCUACUACUCCCACCGGAUGUUCCAUAGUCGCCGCUUUUAUCAGCGAUUCCACAAACUGCACCACGAAUGGCGAGCGCCAGUGGCUGUGACAGGGAUGUACGUUACUCCGUUUGAAUUUCUGCUUAGUGGCAUGCUGCCGGUGUUCCUUGGUCCGGCAAUUACGAGAUGUCGUCUGUUCACAACCGUCCUGUGGGUAACGUUCGUUAUGUGGGAUACCAUCGGAGAUCACUCCGGUUACCACCUACCAUUUUUGAGUAGCUCUGAGGCUCACGACUAUCAUCACCAAAAUUUCAACCAGUGCUACGGAAAUUUUGGAUUGUACGAUCAUCUCCAUGGUACCAACGACGAGUUUCGGAAAAGAAAACAAUACCAAAGAGACCAUCGAAUUUUCAGCUUCAAAUCUGCCAGGGAGCUUGUACCGGACAAAUAG